Molecule: messenger RNA, 2423 nt
Organism: Cyphomyrmex costatus
Lineage: Eukaryota; Metazoa; Arthropoda; Insecta; Hymenoptera; Formicidae
Gene: Trim9
Product: E3 ubiquitin-protein ligase Trim9
Exons: 8
Coding region: 61-2187 (708 amino acids)
Biological process (GO): axon guidance
Cellular component (GO): neuron projection
Molecular function (GO): protein binding; zinc ion binding
Source: RefSeq, a predicted model, not a curated record
GAGGAACAACUCACGGACACCAGGACGAUCGGCAAACGACGUACCGCCGGUACAUUCGCGAUGGAGGACGAGCUACGAUGUCCCAGCUGCAAGGAGUUGUUCGUGGAGCCGGUGCUGUUGCCUUGCUGGCACGCGCUAUGCCUGGCCUGUGCGGUAAAUUUGCAGGCACCGCCGGACUCGCCGCCGGAGUCCACCGCCGACUCAUCCAACGCACCAGGCUCCGAUCAGGAAGCCGACAAAUUGUCGAUCCUAUCGGAGACCGACUCCGGCGUGGUUUGCAGCAGCACGUCCACCAGCUCGCGGCCAGGCAGCUACGUCGGCACUCCGGGAAACGGUGGUUUCCCGCCGUCCGGUGGUACUCUCUGUCUCUCAUGCCCGGUCUGUCAGAAGACCGUGUACUUUGACGAGGGCGGCGCCCACAAUCUACCCAAGUACCGUGCGAUGCAGCACAUCGUCGACAAGUACCAGGAAUCGCGGAACUCACGGCUGCAGUGCCAGAUGUGCGAGGGAGAGCCGCGCGACGCGACUGUCGCGUGCGAGCAGUGCGAGGUUUUAUACUGCGACGCCUGCAGAGAGUCCUGCCAUCCGAAGAGGGGCCCAUUGGCAGCCCACAAUCUGGGACCACCGAGAGGCAGCUGGCAAUCAAGUGGAAAUAAGGGAUCUCGGCCCGAGGGCACGCCGAUCUGCAACGAUCACAAUGGUGAAGCGGUGACUCUCUACUGCGCCCUUUGCAAAAUCGCGAUAUGCGCUCUAUGUCUUCGUGAUCGUCACGCCGCACAUCCUCAUGAUGUUCUGCCGUUGGCCGCUGCUUGCAAAGCGCAAAAGACGGAGCUGUCGCAGAAUCUGCAGCAGCUAUCGGAGAGAGCCCGCUCAACAACGGAGUUCAUUCAAAGGCUCAAAGGAAUGACGGAUAAAGUACAUGAGGAAUGCGUGGCGCUUGAAGAGGAGGUUGAGGAUCGGGUGACGAACCUGGUGAGUCUUCUGCAAGCGAGAAAGUCACGGUUGAUCGAAGCCGCUCGACAGACCAGGGAGGCCAGGGUGCGGUCGUUACGAGACCAGGUGGCGAGAUGCGCCACACACCUACAGGCGACCACGGCGUUGCUAACGUUUUGCAUCGAGGCGCUGAAGGAGACCGACAGCGCGGCCUUCUUGCAAAUCGGCGGUAUGUUGGCAGUCCGAGCAGCGACGGCCGCCGGCUCCUGGGGCGGCGCCGAGGGUGUGCAGGAGAUCGCUCGUUUGCCGUUGCUCGAUCUUACCCUGGACGACAAGCCGCUGCGCCGUGCCAUCGAUCAACUCACCUUCGUCCAACUCAAACCACCCGGAGCUCCUUUACUGAUCCCCGAAGAGUGCAGCGCCGAGAACAACAGCGUCACCGUUGCCUGGCAGCCGCCUCCCGGCCACGGAAUUAUGGGCUGCGCUGGACAGAGAGGCCCCGCCAUCGAGGGAUAUCUCUUGGAGCUGGACGAUGGCUGCGCCGGGGAGUUCAGGGAGGUGUACUGUGGCCGCGAGACGAUUUGCACGGUAGACGGGCUACACUUCAACUCGCUCUACAACGCCAGGGUGCGGGCCUUUAACAGCGCCGGUGAGGGCGAAUACUCGGAGCUGAUCGGCCUUCAGACCGCCGAGGUGGCGUGGUUUUCGUGGGCCACCGGCGCAGCUGGCAUACCGCAGGAGGUGUCCAUAUCCGAGGACGCGAUGAGCGCAUCCUGCGAGGGUUACGAACACCGCGUGGUCCUCUCGAGCGUGGGCUUCUCGCGAGGCGUACACUAUUGGGAGCUGACCAUAGAUCGAUACCACAGUGACACCGAUCCGGCCUUUGGAAUCGCUCGGGCCGACGUGUCGCGUGAUCAGAUGCUGGGUAAGGACGACAAAGGCUGGAGCAUGUACAUAGAUCGUCAGCGGUCGUGGUUCAUGCACGGCGGUGGUCAUGCACAGCGUACGGAGGGUGGCGUUCAGCAGGGUUCGACUGUCGGUGUCCUCCUCGACCUGGACACCACGCAUACGCUACGCUUCUUCGUCAACGACCAGCCGCAGGGCGGUAUCGCCUUCCGCGAUCUCUAUGGCGUCUUUUAUCCGGCGAUCAGUCUGAAUCGCGGCGUAACCGUAACCCUUCAUACUGCUCUCGACGUGCCGCGUCAUCUCCUUGCACUUCACGAGGAGUAUAUUAGCGAUAUGAUUCAGAGCUAGGGGUACCUUAACGUCCUCAAGAAAGGUCUGCCACAGGAGAUCGGCUCACCUUUAGGCCCAACGAUGUACGUCACAGACAGGUGCAGAGACUUUGAGUCGGGUCAAUUGCUGGAGAAGAUUAUCGAGGAGAGCCCGGUUGACGUUAACUAAUCGGUAGAUCUUUUGAAGAUAAAUUUAGAGGGAUCGUAGUCCGUUUUCUAUGAAUCUACUUGGCACAAAGCAUUAGGAAAAAACGU